UCUAGAUUCUCCAGAAUCUCAACUCUCAAAUCCUCAAUGGCUCUUCCUCAGCUCAUUCCCUCCCCUUCUUCUUCUUCCUCCCUCCACCAUAAACCCUCCUUCAAUCCCAAUUUACUCCCCUACCCCUUAAACCCUAACCCUAAUUUCCUAUCUACUCCUCUCCUCCGCCGCCAGCGACACCGCUCAUCCUCCCUCAAAUGCUCCGCCUCCUCCUUCUCCGAGCGCCACCACACCAACUCCAAGUCCGACGACGUCGUCGAGCUGCCUCUGUUUCCGUUGCCGCUCGUCCUCUUCCCCGGCGCGAUUCUCCCGCUCCAGAUCUUCGAGUUCCGCUACCGGAUGAUGAUGCACUCGCUCCUCCAGACCGAUCUCCGAUUCGGCGUCAUCUACAGCGACGCCGUCUCCGGCACCGCCGACGUCGGCUGCGUCGGCGAGGUUGUGAAGCACGAGCGGCUCGUCGACGACCGGUUCUUCCUGAUUUGCAAAGGUCAGGAGCGGUUUAGGGUUACGGACCUGGUUCGGACCAAGCCUUACCUGGUGGCGGAGGUCCAGUGGCUGGAGGACCGGCCGUCCGGCGACGGCGAGGAGGACCUGGACGCGUUGGCGACGGAGGUGGAGUCCUACAUGAAGGACGUGAUUCGGCUCUCGAACCGGCUCGGCGGCAAGCCGGAGAAGGAGGUGCAGGACCUGCGGCGGAACCUGUUUCCGACGCCGUUCUCGUUCUUCGUCGGAAGCACUUUCGAAGGCGCGCCGAGGGAGCAGCAGGCGUUGCUGGAGCUGGUGGACACGACGGCGCGGCUGAAGAGGGAGAAGGAGACGCUGAGGAACACGCUCAAUUACUUGACGGCGGCCUCCGCCGUGAAAGACGUUUUUCCGUCGUCAUCGUCUUCGUGAUCGGAUUUACUUCCGGUGUGAUAUUAUUGCGGCUGUAAUUGAGGUAUCAAACUAUCAAUGAUCAAAAGCCCAAUUUUUACACCACAAAUUUCAGUAACUAUUCCAUAAAGGAUAUGGAAGUAAAGCAAACUCUUGUGUAAAAUUUUUCAAUUUUGCUCUAGAUUUUUAGAAUGAUAUUAGAUGUUUGGCUC
Messenger RNA from Fragaria vesca subsp. vesca, 1085 nucleotides. Its product is annotated as lon protease 2-like. Lineage: Eukaryota; Viridiplantae; Streptophyta; Magnoliopsida; Rosales; Rosaceae. The transcript has a single exon. Bases 37 to 894 code for a protein of 285 amino acids. The record is from RefSeq and is a predicted model, not a curated record.